Messenger RNA from Spirodela intermedia, 1483 nucleotides. Lineage: Eukaryota; Viridiplantae; Streptophyta; Magnoliopsida; Alismatales; Araceae. The record is from the annotation of a GenBank genome assembly.
AUGGAUCAGCAUCCGAGUGCCGGACUGAAGAAUCGGAAAGGAAAAAAAAAAAACAGUAAUUAUGAGCGAUAGAGAUCACGACAUCGGGAAACGUUAUUAAAGAGAGCUGUAUCCUGGAUCUCAUUAAAUCCUGCGGCUACUAAAUCCUAAACCUUGAAUGCUCAUUAAUGGGGAAGCAAUGCGGAAAGAGGAUGUUUGGAUCACUCUGUCUGAAAGAGAGAGUACUCCGGAGAAGUUUAGACGCAUUUGAAACUGGACCGAAGAAUCCGAGUGUUCUUGGUUUCCAUGAGAAAUGGCUGGUACCAGAUGAUGGAAACACGAGAGCUCGAUAUGUGCGAGAAACCUAUGGAUGUCGCUGAUGGUUAUGAUAUGGGCUGAACAGUGGGUGGGUUUUAAAACCAGACGAUUAAGCUCGACGCUGGAUCAGAAUUCUUCGAUGGAGCCCUCACCGCCCGUGGGGGAGGAGUUGACCCCUGGAUCUCUCUCUCUCUCUCUCUCUCUCUCUCUCUCUCUCUCUAUAUAUAUAUAUAUAUAUAUCAUAUUCUCUCCAUUGACGUAAUUUGGGGGCAACGACAAUUCUAUACUCUGGGAUGAGGCGGGGAAACGCGAGAUAAUAUGGAGGUUUUUUCCGAAUUGUGAUUAUGGAGAUGGAGGGAAUGGGGAGAGCAUACUCGAUUCCUCUGAUCUCGUCGAAGAACUGGAGAUCGUAGGCAUCGGAGAGGCAGGAGAAGUGGACGAUCCCGCUGAGACGGUGGUCCUCUAUGUGAUUGAGGGCGAUGUUCCUCUGGUGGUGGAUCUCCGCUUGCGGAUCGGAAAAUGUCUCACCGAAAACUAGAUGUCGGUACAUGACUCCCGUCGUCCUCAAGGUCCCCGCCGUCCGUGCCGCCUCACAAUGGGAUUCUACCACGAUCCAGAGCAGCGGCGGCGGCACCAGCCUCAGAGUGUUCGCCAAUCUCCUCAGGAACAGGUUCUGAAAAGGAUCCUUCGCUUUCGUCGUCGUUACGACGAUCAGAAGCCUCCGAGGCGUCAGCUCCGGGAUCGCUUCUUCCUCCACUGCAGCGAUCGCGGCGGAUGUAGCCGGCUUCUCUUCGGAGGAGACUGGAAAUGGCUUCGCGAGAGUGGUUGCAUUCACUCUCCCCGGAGGGAGGUUCUUCUCCACGGUGUGGAAUUCAUCCAGCGCUCCCCGUCGAUCGGCGACGAAGGUCCUGCCAUCGGCUACCUGGUCGGAGGAAGGUUUCCCUGGUGGCACGAUGCCGACGAAGAAUCCCACGGCGAAGCAAAGCGAGAAGUGGAAGACGCUCUUCUUCCAUAUCUCAUUCCUCUUCAACCCGUAGACUGUUCCCAUCUCUCUCUCUCUCUCUCUCUCUCUCCCUCUAUCGCUCUAUCUGUGUUGCUAGAGAGACAGAAGAGAUCAGUGGAGGGAGAAGGGUGGCAAGAGUGGGAGAAGCAGUUUUUAUUAUACUGCGACGAGGUGAGAGGUUGA